Molecule: messenger RNA, 2748 nt
Organism: Microdochium trichocladiopsis
Lineage: Eukaryota; Fungi; Ascomycota; Sordariomycetes; Xylariales; Microdochiaceae
Product: OPT oligopeptide transporter protein-domain-containing protein
Exons: 2
Coding region: 1-2748 (915 amino acids)
Biological process (GO): transmembrane transport
Molecular function (GO): oligopeptide transmembrane transporter activity
Source: RefSeq, a predicted model, not a curated record
AUGUCGAAAGCGCCUCUUCUCAUUCGCUCGAGCCCCGGAUUUGGCACCGGCUCUUAUGGCGCUGCUCCCAUCCCCCCAGAGGCCGUCGACACAAACGACGACGGCGGCCGUGAUGCCGAUGGCCUGUCAAGGAGGCGCAGUGCCGCGAAUAGCCGCCGCUCAAGACGACGAAAGUCCCAGAGCACUAGCCGCUCCCACAGGACAAGCACCUCCUCUAUAAAUCGCAGACUGAGUCUGUCAGAAGAAAUGGGAGGUCCCGCCGUCGCGGGCGGCAUCGAAGGACGAUUCGGCACAGAUACGGCUCUUGGGGAUGACGUAGAGGCACUAUCUGACGCCAAGUCUGUCGCGUCGGAUUUCGAUAGCGACCAGGACUCGGAUAGCGACAGCAUACUGCAUGAGGAUGACCCUCCCGACAAUUCGCCAUACCCCCAGGUCCGAGCUUCGGUUGCCCCGACCGAUAACACCACGCUAUCAGUAAACACACCCCGGAUGUGGGUGUUAUCCAUUCUCUUCUCAAUACUUGGUUCAUCGACAAAUUUGUUCUUUUCCCUGAGAUACCCCAGCGUUGCUAUCACUCCAGUUAUAGCGUUGCUUCUCGUACACCCGCUCGGUCUUUUGUGGGAUUUCGCGCUCAAGCGGUCAGGUGACCCUGAGGAAGAGUUCUCCGCAGGCACUCGGGUGGCGACAUUGUCAAGAAACCAUGCGACCUCCAGGAGUCGAGUGGACGGACUGCGCCUUUGGCUUGCCCAGGGCAAGUGGAACGAAAAGGAGCACACGUGUGUCUACGUUAGCAGUAACGUCUCCUUUGGCUUCGCCUUCGCCACCGAUGUGAUCGUCGAACAAACGCAGUUCUACAAGCAGGAGGCCACCAUCACCUACCAGCUAUUGCUGACGCUCUCUACGCAAAUUUUGGGCUACACAUUCGCUGGCCUUACCCGGCGGUUUCUGGUACGCCCCAGCGGCAUGAUCUGGCCUGGCACAUUGAUGUCAGCUGCCAUGUUCACGACUCUCCACAAAGAGGAGAACAAACCGGCCAAUGGUUGGACGAUGAGUCGCUGGAAGUUUUUCUAUGUCGUCUGGCUGUCCGCGUUCAUCUUCUACUUCCUCCCCGGCCUCCUCAUGCCUGCCUUGAGUUACUUCAACGUCAUCACAUGGUUUGCGCCGGACAAUGUUGUCGUUGCGAACCUCUUUGGCGUUGUCUCGGGCCUAGGGCUGUUCCCACUCACAUUUGACUGGGCCCAGAUCGCAUACAUUGGCUCUCCACUCCUCACGCCAUUCUGGGCAGCCAUGAACGUCGUGGGCGGCUUAGUGCUGGUGAUGUGGAUAAUUGCGCCAAUCGCGUACUAUUUCAAUGUCUUCUACUCAUCUUAUAUGCCCAUCCUAUCUGCUUCGGUAUUUGACAACACUGGAAAGAUAUAUGACGUCAGCAGGAUUCUGGGCGAAGGCUUUGUCUUUGACCGGGAAAAGUACGCGAGCUACAGUCGAGUGUUUUUGCCCAUCACUUACGUUCUGAGUUAUGGCCUCCAGUUUGCUGGCUUGGCCUCUCUGCUCACUCACACUGCCUGUUGGCAUGGCAAGGACAUAUGGACACAAUGGCAACGGUCACUGAGAGAAGCAGAGGACAAAGGCAAGCCUGCCUAUCAGCCAGUCGGUGGUGAGAGCAAUGGACGUUCGCCCGUCGCCUCGAGUCCGGCGUUUAUGAGGAGCAAUUCCAACCUUGAUGGCAUCAUGGGCCGAGAAGAUGUGCACAAUCGCCUGAUGAAGAGGUACAAGGACGCACCAAUUACUUGGUAUCUUCUCACAUUCGUGUCGAUGACGGCCGUGGGGAUGUUUCUCGUCGAAUACUACCCCAUUCAUCUACCCUGGUACGGGCUGUUGCUCGCGCUGGGGAUUUGUGCUGUCCUCUUCAUCCCUAUCGGCAUCGUGAUGGCAGUCACCAACCAACACAGCAGCAUAUAUCUGAUUUGCCAGCUCAUCUGUGGCGCCAUAUUCCCGGGUCGGCCAGUCGCAAACAUGGUCUUCGUGACAUAUGGGUAUAUUUCCUCUGCUCAAGGCAUUAAAUUCGCUGCCGACCUCAAGCUUGGCCACUACAUGAAGAUCCCACCACGAAUACUCUUCCUGGUGCAAAUGGUGGCCACAAUCGUCUCGUCGUUCACCCAGAUCGCAGUGCUGAAUUGGAUGUUCGUCAACGUUCCCGGAAUAUGCACGCCAUCCGCCAUCAACGGCUUCACAUGUCCCAUAGCCCGUGUGCACUUCAACGGCUCUAUCUUGUGGGGAGUCGUUGGCCCAGCCGAGUUCUUCGGGAAAGGGGCGACAUAUCAUCCCCUGGUAUGGUGUUUCCUGAUCGGUGCCAUUGCGCCCAUUCCGCUAUGGCUCUACGGCCGAAACAAGAAAGCCAGCAUCGUGCGGAAGAUCAAUCUCCCCGUGCUAUUUGGCUCUCUCAGCUGGAUUCCACCAGCCACGGGACUCAACUUCUCAGUAUGGGCAGUCGUCUGCUACGUCUUCAAUUACCUCAUCAAGAACCGCGCCGCGGGCUGGUGGGCCAAGUAUACCAUGACUCUGAGCGCGGCUCUCGACUCAGGUCUAGCAUUCGGGAUCGUUGUCGUCUUCUUCGGCUUCAUCUACCCAGGCUGGAUGGACAAUUUCAAGUGGUGGGGCACGGAGGUGUACAAGCAGGGCUGCGACUGGCAGGCUUGUGCGUACAGCACGGUGCCGAAUGGCAGUCACUUUGGUCCGGAUCAGUGGUGA